UCUAUAUUGGAAGCUAGAAUUCAUUGUUUUUCCCCCACAUCGAACUGUAAUCCUAUUAACUGCAUGGGGCAUUAGGAUGUGAGUGUAUUGCAUAAUUGGUAAUGCAUUCAACCGUCAUUGACUGGCAUUAUUAUUUUGCCUACAUCAUGGCAUUUUAGUAGAUCUUGUUAGCUCACCAAUCUUUCUCUUUGACAGUUCGGAGCUAUUUUAGCGCCAUUACCAGCCUUCGUAAGGGUAGAAAUACUAAAUAUCAGCCAAGGAAGUGUAGUAAUUACUAUGAAAACUACRUUCAAUGCAUCAACCAACGUCACAACGACAAAGAUUAAAGAAACAAUUAUUGCUAACAACGCCAGCAAGAACACGCAGAAUUUUAUCUUCAGUCAAGCACUGUCUGUCAAAGGUGAAUGUACASCCAGUUUCUGCGUUAAUGGAGGCACUUGCAAGACGAACGUCACUAUCGGAGCUUUCUGCACGUGUCGGUCUGGUUUCAACGGUGUAAGAUGUGACAAAGUUGUUGUAAAUGGAAGCUACAGUAGUUGGUCGCCYUUCAGUGAAUGUAGUAAGUCAUGCAAAGGAGGCAAAAUGCAUCGGAAGCGCACUUGUACCAAUCCUCCUCCACAAAAUGGCGGUCGAGAUUGCAGUGGACUGGGUCCCGAUUACGAAGAGAAAGAUUGUAAUUCUGARGUUCUAUGUCCAGUAAUCUGGAUCAUCAUUGGAGUUUGCUGUGCAGUGUUCCUCAUCCUUCUAAUCUUGCUGAUUAUAUGCUGCUUGAAACGGAAAAAGAAAGAAAAAGAACAAAGGUAACCGUUUAAAAAACACAAG
This is a messenger RNA of Exaiptasia diaphana, 822 nucleotides long. Its product is annotated as netrin receptor UNC5A. Bases 277 to 804 code for a protein of 175 amino acids. The record is from RefSeq and is a predicted model, not a curated record. Lineage: Eukaryota; Metazoa; Cnidaria; Anthozoa; Actiniaria; Aiptasiidae. The transcript has 6 exons.